GGAACAUUCACUAUAUUUACACCCAAAAAAAGAUGAAUAUAUUGAAAUAUAGCGAAAUACAAAAAUCGUGAAAACAAAGUAGAGUGAAAAUAGGCUCUAUAUCUAGAACAUUCACUAUAUUUACACACACACAAAAAAAAGAUGAAUACAUUGAAAUACAGCGAAAUACAAGAUGAAACCCAUCUUCCUCACUAAAGCCCAACGUGAAGAAUUCGCAAAAACGACAACCACCGUGACAGUCUCAAACCUAAUUAAGAAAAAAUGAGGCAAUUCGAUCCAUGGCCUGUGUUUUUCCGUCGUGAAUGGAGAUUCCCCGUUGGUUUCGCUGUCACCGACGCUAUCAUCACCAAGAUGUCCCUCGAUUUCACUAAGGAGGAUGCGAAGAAAUCCAAAUUUGCUUAG
Messenger RNA from Lycium barbarum (goji berry), 402 nucleotides. RefSeq names its product ATP synthase small subunit 6, mitochondrial-like. The transcript has a single exon. The coding region runs from base 262 to 402 and encodes 46 amino acids. The record is from RefSeq and is a predicted model, not a curated record. Lineage: Eukaryota; Viridiplantae; Streptophyta; Magnoliopsida; Solanales; Solanaceae.